Molecule: messenger RNA, 592 nt
Organism: Thalassophryne amazonica
Lineage: Eukaryota; Metazoa; Chordata; Actinopteri; Batrachoidiformes; Batrachoididae
Product: lymphoid enhancer-binding factor 1-like
Exons: 3
Coding region: 105-476 (123 amino acids)
Biological process (GO): regulation of transcription by RNA polymerase II; canonical Wnt signaling pathway
Cellular component (GO): beta-catenin-TCF complex
Molecular function (GO): RNA polymerase II cis-regulatory region sequence-specific DNA binding; DNA-binding transcription factor activity, RNA polymerase II-specific
Source: RefSeq, a predicted model, not a curated record
GCUAGUGAUGGCCAAAUGAGGCCUCAUGAAGCAUUUGGUGUUUUGUUUUUUCCUGAGCCCACUAGUUGGCAACCACCAAAACUAUACAAUGUUACCAAAUACUAAUGAGCUCCUUCUCUGUUUUCAUGUGUUCCAAUAGAAACAACAUGCAGGAAACCCAGCAGCAUACAGUAGACCCCAGCAGGGUGUUUGUUCAAAGGUCGCCCAACGCCUUUGCGUUCUUUGCGAGGGAGCACAGGUCCGAUGUUGUCGCAGGCCACCGUGUGAAAAAUAGUCCCACUGUCAACCAAAUAUUGGGAAGGAAGUGGAGAGCUAUGAGCAUGGACGAACAACUCAAGUAUUACUUAAUGGCUCAUAGUGAAACCUACACCCCCAACUGUAAACCACCUAAUCAGCCAAGGAUAGCUACCAUCCGCAGCCACAGAGCCAAUAGACGUGCUGCAAAGAGAAAACCUGCACGUGAGGUCAGGAAGUGAGACGCCUCACAUGCAUGUUGCAGCGAUGCAACAUGCUGUGUCGGUAACAUGUCUCAGUCCAUCCCUGUCUUUGCACUCUGUGGACUCCGAACACAGCGAUGACAAUGUUUUGUAUU